Molecule: messenger RNA, 1563 nt
Organism: Penicillium chermesinum
Lineage: Eukaryota; Fungi; Ascomycota; Eurotiomycetes; Eurotiales; Aspergillaceae
Exons: 3
Coding region: 1-1563 (520 amino acids)
Source: RefSeq, a predicted model, not a curated record
AUGUCGGGGAGGGAGCCACCACCGGGAGUUGCAAGACGGCCCGAACCUGAAGAAAUACCUCCGGAAUCCACCGAAUUUCCAUUGGAGACAGUAGGCUCCUCCCACGAUGCCCCCCAGGCAAUUCGAACGAAACGACGGCGGCGCCAGCACACCUCAGAAUCUCACCAUGCAAAGAGUCAAUCCUUCUAUUUCGUCGACUCCAACUCGUCCUCCAAGGAGAAACGCGCCCAUGUAAUGCGGCAUCAUGUCCAGGAAAAGCGAAAGCAACGAAAGGAGUCUACCGGGUCGAUCCCCGGUGACCAGAUGCAGGAAUAUACCUCCUGGCAGGCCAGGAAGGACUCGGGGUAUGACACAGAUAAUCGAAGAGAAUCAGUGGCGGCUGGUGCAGACCAGGAGUCGUCCCUUCCCAUCAGGUUCUCCGCCAUGCCACCACAUUCACCAUCACUACCCACGCAAUCGGGCGCGCCGAUACCCGGGUCCUCUACGAGAAAGAACUCGUGUUCUUCCCACGUUAUGGCUUACUACCACCCUGAAGACCAAGCGCUGGUCGGGUACUGGUAUAAGACAGCCUACUGGUCGGGCGAAAACAGUUAUCUCAAGGCCCAGAUCUUCCAAAUCGCAUCAGAGCACCUAAUCACGUUCCAGGCGGUUGUAAUGACCUACUGUGCCCGAUUCAAAGCUCAUCUUGACGGUCAGCCAGACAGCGAGCCAGCGCAACGACACACAGCCCAAGCUCGACAAUACAUUCACGAUGCCACCGCGGGCCAUGCACCCCUCCAAGAUGACCGUUUAGCAAUGGCACUCACUGGAAUGGCCCUCCACGAGCACCGAUUUGGCAAUAAAGAGGAAGCCUACGGUUAUCUAGAUCACGCAUUUCGAAUUAUGCGACCACGUACAGGCUGCAAUCCGCAAGUUGAAGCCUUCGUCAACUACAUCCACUACAUCCUCCCGAUACCCCAAUCCAGCAUUCCCAUCGAGCCUGCCGCGCAGCAGUGGCUCCUCUCUUUUCUCUGCGGCGCCGAGGAGAUCAUGCGCGCCCACAACUCCGCCGACUAUCUAGCCGCCGCUCCCCUCCGCCAGACCGCUUUCACCAUGGAAAGCCCCCUCUUCCCGCUUCUCUCCAGCGGGCCUCGGCCCUCCGAAGUGCCCUUGGCCUCACGGAAGUUUAUCCUCCCCCACUCGGACACGCAGGAGGUCAGUCGCACCGCCGCCCUGAUCUACAUCACCGCCGCGCUCUGGGACUUCAAGGACUGCGCCAGCAAGGCGGCGCGGUUUUUGGCGCACCUAACCGCGGUAGUGGAGCAGCACCAGCUGCACAGGCAUCUCGUCUGCGAAACGCUGGUCUGGCUGCUCUUGGAACAGGGAGGCGACGCCGAUUUGCGUAACCCUGAGCGGGCAUGGUGGACCGGUGAGUUGCUGAGGACGCACAAGCAAUUGCGGCCGGAUCUGCAGUUCCUUUUUAAUGAAAUUCUUAUGAGCUUUUUGACGCUGAAAGCGCCGAUUCGCGGCAUAGAGGUGUUUCAGCAUGAACUUCGUACAUAUACCGGUGCCUUUGGGCGAUGA